Ficedula albicollis (Collared flycatcher) is the source of this 1536-nucleotide messenger RNA. It is a transcript of the gene GALNT5, whose product is annotated as polypeptide N-acetylgalactosaminyltransferase 5. The annotation marks the transcript as partial. Gene Ontology annotation, cellular component: Golgi apparatus. The record is from RefSeq and is a predicted model, not a curated record. Lineage: Eukaryota; Metazoa; Chordata; Aves; Passeriformes; Muscicapidae. The transcript is spliced from 9 exons.
GGAGCAGCUGGCACUGGCCAGGAUGGGCAGGAGCAGGCAGGGAGCAGCCCAGGGAUGCACAGAGUCCUGUCCUUGGAUGUAACACUCGCUCCAAGGGACCCCCGAGCUCCCGGCCAGUUUGGACAACCUGUUGCUGUCCCUGCUGAUAAACAAGAAGAAGCAAAAAGCAGAUGGAAAGAAGGAAACUUUAAUGUCUACCUCAGCGACCUGAUCCCUGUGGACCGAGCCAUCCCAGACACCAGGCCUGCCGGGUGCUCUGAGCAGCAGGUCCACGACGACCUCCCGAGCACCAGCAUCAUCAUGUGCUUUGUGGACGAGGUGUGGUCCACGCUGCUGCGCUCGGUGCACAGCGUCCUCGGCCGCUCUCCCCCGCACCUCGUCCAGGAGAUCAUCUUGGUGGAUGACUUCAGCACCAAGGAGUACCUGAAGGAGCAGCUGGACACGUACAUGUCUCGGUUCCCCAAGGUGAAGGUCCUGCACCUCCGGGAGCGGCACGGGCUGAUCCGGGCCAGGCUGGCGGGAGCUGAGGUCGCCACAGGUGCUGUCCUGACCUUCCUGGACUCGCACGUGGAGUGCAACGUGGGGUGGCUGGAGCCGCUGCUGGACAGGAUCCGCCUGCGCCGCACCAAGGUGGCCUGUCCUGUCAUCGAGGUCAUCAGCGACAAGGACAUGAGUUACAUGACUGUGGACAACUUCCAGCGCGGGAUUUUUACUUGGCCAAUGAAUUUUGGAUGGAAGCAGAUUCCCCAAGAGGUCAUCGAGAAAAAUAAAAUCAAGGAGACUGAUAUAAUAAGGUGCCCCGUCAUGGCAGGCGGCCUGUUCUCCAUCGAGAAGAAGUAUUUUUCUGAGUUGGGAAUGUACGACCCGGGGCUGGAUGUCUGGGGAGGGGAAAAUAUGGAGAUUUCAUUCAAGGUCUGGAUGUGCGGAGGAGAGAUCGAGAUCGUGCCGUGCUCCAGGGUUGGGCACAUCUUCAGGAACGACAACCCCUACUCCUUCCCCAAGGACCGGGUGCGGACGGUGGAGAGGAACCUGGCGCGCGUGGCCGAGGUGUGGCUGGACGAGUACAAGGAGCUGUUCUACGGGCACGCGCCGCAGCUGCUGCGGGGUGGCGCGGCCGUGGGCGAGCUGGGCCCGCAGCGGGGGCUGCGCCGCAGGCUGCGCUGCAGAACCUUCCGCUGGUACCUGCGCAACGUCUACCCCGACCUGCCGGCGCCCCUGGCCAGAGCCAGCGGGCUGCUCGUUAACGAGGCCCUGGCAGGGUGCAUCGCUGUGGAAGGCACCACCCUGGCUUUUGAGGAGUGCGAUGUUAACAGCACGCACCAGCAGUUCAACUACACCUGGCUGAGGCUGGUGCAGCACGGGGAGCUGUGCCUGGCCCCGGCCGGAGUCCUGGGAGCCGUGGGGCUGCGCCGCUGCCAGGCCGGGAGCCGCAGCCUGGGCUGGCUACACGGGGCACUGGCCACUGGCCACCCCGGACUGGUGAGUGAUGCUGCAGCCCUGCCCUGCCAGGGGGGUCACAGCGCUGGGGGGCACUGA